CGCAGGGCGGCGGGCAGCGAUCGCUGCGGCACCCGGCAGCGCUUCUGCACCUCCGCUGCCUCCCCCUGCGCCUCCCUAAACCUCCCCUGCACCCCUCCUGUAUCACCCGCGUCCUCCCUGCACCUCCCGCAUACCCCGAAGUUCUGCAUCCUUGCAAUGCCCUGUACCCCUCCUGCAUCCCCCCCUGCCCCUUCCUGAAUCCUUCCUAAAUCCUUUCGGCACUCUUACACCCUUCCUGUAUUCCCCGACAGCUGGGGAAAUCCUAAAUCCUCCCUGCAUCCCUGCACCCCUCCUGUGUCCCCUUAAAUCCUCCCUGCACCCCUCCUGUGUCCCCCUAAAUCCUCCCUGCAUCCCUAUGCUCCCUGCAUGACUUUACAUACUCCCUGCAGCCCUCUCGCACCCCCCUCACCCCUGCACUGCCUCCUGCCUCCCUGCACCCCAGCCCUGCAUCCCACCCGGCAGCAGGAGGGGAUCCCUCUGGUCCCCUCCUGUCCCUCGCUCCCCUCGCCAUGGAGAGCCCGUGCUGCCCUGCCCGCACCUACCUGUGCACCCGUGGGAAGGGAUUUUCCUCUCUGAGGAUGCACAGGUCAAAUCUUGCCGUUGCCGCUCCCUUAUGGGUGGCUGUUUGGGUGACUGUGCCCCCCCAAGGAUGCUGGUGGGGGCUGGAGGGGAGGCAGCCCUGGGGACGUGCCGAGCUGGAGGAGAACAACCUCGCCUGAGCUUCCAGCAAGUGCACGUUUCUAACGGGGAGCGUGACCAUGGCCACAGGGGGGACAACCAGCCCCCCCAGCAUCCCUCGUCACACCAACCGCCUGAUUAACGAGAAGUCCCCCUACCUCCUGCAGCAUGCUCACAACCCUGUGGAUUGGUACCCUUGGGGUCAGGAAGCCUUUGAUAAAGCAAAGAAAGAAAACAAGCUGAUAUUCCUGUCAGUUGGGUACUCCACUUGCCACUGGUGCCAUGUGAUGGAGGAGGAGUCCUUCAAGAACAAGGAGAUCGGGGAGAUUAUGAACAAGAACUUUGUGUGCAUCAAAGUGGAUCGAGAGGAGCGGCCAGAUGUGGACAAAGUGUACAUGACCUUCGUGCAGGCAACCAGUGGUGGAGGUGGCUGGCCGAUGAGUGUCUGGCUGACUCCAGACCUCAAGCCCUUUGUAGGGGGGACAUACUUUCCUCCUGAAGAUGGAGUUUAUCGUGUUGGCUUUCGGACUGUGCUGCUCCGAAUCGCAGAGCAGUGGAAAGAGAACAAAGAUGCCCUGUUGGAGAACAGCCAGAAGAUCCUGGAAGCACUGCUACACAGGUCCGAGAUCCGUGUGCGGGGCCAGGAGUCACCCCCACCAGCCAAAGAGGUGAUGGCCACCUGUUUCCAGCAGCUCUCCAACUCCUAUGAUGAGGACUAUGGUGGCUUUUCCGAAUCCCCCAAGUUCCCCACCCCAGUGAAUUUGAAUUUCCUCUUCACGUACUGGGCCCUGCACCGAACAACUCCAGAAGGUGCCCGGGCACUUCAGAUGGCUCUGCAUACCCUGAAGAUGAUGGCCCAUGGGGGCAUCCACGACCACAUCGGUCAGGGGUUUCACCGCUACUCCACUGACCAGCACUGGCAUGUCCCUCACUUUGAGAAGAUGCUGUACGACCAGGGGCAGCUGGCAGCUACAUAUAGCAGAGCGUUUCAGAUCUCUGGCGAUGAAUUCUUUGCCGAUGUUGCCCAAGACAUUCUGCUCUACGUCUCUCGGGACCUGAGUGACCAGGCAGGAGGUUUCUACAGUGCAGAAGAUGCGGAUUCCUACCCGACCACUGCAUCUGGAGAGAAGCGAGAAGGAGCUUUCUGUGUGUGGGCAGCCGAGGAAAUCCGGGCUCUCCUUCCUGACCCUGUCGAGGGGGCCACAGAGGGGACAACCCUGGGAGAUGUCUUCAUGCACCACUAUGGAGUGAAGGAGACUGGCAAUGUGAGCCCCAUGAAGGACCCCCAUCAGGAGCUGAAGGGCAAGAACGUCCUUAUUGUCCGGUGCUCCCUGGAGCUGACGGCGGCCCAGUUCGGGCUGGAGCUGGGGCAGCUUGGUGCCCUGCUGCGGGAGGGCCGGCGGAGGCUGGCUUUAGCCCGGGCUCAGCGGCCACGGCCACACUUGGACACCAAGAUGCUGGCAGCGUGGAACGGGCUGAUGAUCUCGGGCUUUGCCCAGGCUGGGAUGGCCCUGGCUGAGCAGGAGUACGUGAGCCGGGCUGUGCAGGCAGCUGCCUUCCUGCGGAGACACCUUUUUGACCCCACCAGUGGGAGGUUGCUGCGGAGCUGCUACCGGGGCAAAGACAACACGGUGGAGCAGAGCGCCGUGCCCAUCCAGGGCUUCCUGGAGGAUUAUGUCUUCGUCAUCCAGGCUCUCUUUGACCUGUACGAAGCCUCGCUGGAGCAGGGCUGGCUGGAGUGGGCCCUGCAGCUCCAGCACAUGCAAGACAAGCUCUUCUGGGACCCCAAAGGCUUUGCGUAUUUCUCCAGUGAGGCUGGUGAUCCCUCUCUGCUCCUGCGCCUGAAGGAUGACCAAGACGGAGCAGAGCCCACUGCCAACUCUGUCACUGUCACAAAUCUGCUCCGAGCAGCUUGUUACUCUGGCCACGCGGAAUGGGUGGAAAAAGCUGGGCAGAUCUUGGCUGCCUUCUCAGAGAGGCUGCAGAAGAUCCCGAUAACCCUGCCAGAGAUGGCCCGGGCCACUGCUGUCUUCCAUCACACCCUCAAACAGGUCGUUAUCUGCGGGGACCCCCAAGGAGAAGACACAAAAGAGAUGCUGCGCUGCGUCCACUCCAUCUUCAGCCCAAAUAAGGUGCUGAUGCUAGCAGACGGAGACCGCGCUGGGUUCCUCCACUGCCAGUUGCCUUUCCUUGCAUCCCUGGAGAGGAAGGACGGGAAAGCCACCGCCUAUGUCUGCAGCAACUUCGCCUGCUCCCUGCCUGUCCCCCCGCCCCCGGCCCGGUAG
Egretta garzetta (little egret) is the source of this 2963-nucleotide messenger RNA. It is a transcript of the gene SPATA20, whose product is annotated as spermatogenesis associated 20. The coding region runs from base 759 to 2963 and encodes 734 amino acids. The record is from RefSeq and is a predicted model, not a curated record. The transcript is spliced from 17 exons. NCBI's taxonomy places the organism in Eukaryota, Metazoa, Chordata, Aves, Pelecaniformes, Ardeidae. Gene Ontology annotation, biological process: carbohydrate metabolic process.